This is a messenger RNA of Anopheles moucheti, 2069 nucleotides long. It is a transcript of the gene Rtnl1, whose product is annotated as reticulon-3-B. The record is from RefSeq and is a predicted model, not a curated record. The coding region runs from base 1 to 1221 and encodes 406 amino acids. The transcript has 6 exons. NCBI's taxonomy places the organism in Eukaryota, Metazoa, Arthropoda, Insecta, Diptera, Culicidae.
AUGCAAAGUUUAAACAUGGAUAACUUCCAAGAUAAAUGUGAAAAUUCUCUGUUAGAUCUAAGCUUCGAAAAUAUCGGUUCCGCUCUUGCCACUGAGAGUACAGUAGAUAAUAAAUUCGGAAAGGAAGAAAAUAGUGCAGAUUUACUGUUCUCCAGUACUCCAGAACCAGAGCCAAAAUCAAAAGAUGGUGAUGUUUUUGAUGAGUGCAUGCCCAUGGCUCAAAGCACUUACAGAAAUGAACUGCUGAUUGAUAAGGACGAACCAUUUUCGGUAGUGGAGCCAGUUCCUGCACCACCCGUCAACUCGACCAUCGAGUUAAUCAAUGCAGAGAUAAAGGAUGAAGUUGAAAGUGACUACAUGAAUCCUUACGCAAAUGUACGGCCACAGAAGGAGGAAAAAGCUCUCAUCUUCGACGAGUCAGCUGCUGCACCUUUUUCUGAUGUCCAACCGUUGGAACCGCUCCAACCGGAGCCCGAAAAAAACGUUACUGCUGCUCCAGCAUGCGAUGUGUCACGCACAACCGAUAAAGUAGUGGCUGCCAAAGUUGAAGCCGAAGCUUCCAAUGAAUGCAUAAAGAUUGAACAAAUGUUUAAGGACUAUGGAUUGGACACUUGGUUUAAUCCAGCAAGACUACACCCCAAAGUGGAAUCUCUCAUUUACUGGCGUGAUAUAAAGAAGUCGGCAGUGGUAUUCGGUGGCGGACUUGCCAUUCUGCUGGCCAUGUCUCUCUUCUCGCUGAUCAGUGUAUUUUCAUACCUAUCGUUGCUGCUCUUGUUCGGAACGAUUUCUUUCCGGAUUUAUAAGAACGUUCUGCAAGCCGUGCAGAAAACUGCUGAGGGACACCCAUUCAAGGAUUACUUGGAAAUGGAUCUUACUCUGUCGCAGGAGAAGGUCCAGCAGCUGGCUACAUUUGCAGUGGCUCACGUGAAUGCAUUACUGACCGGAUUGAGACGCCUGUUUCUGGUAGAGGAUCUUGUCGAUUCGAUCAAGUUUGGUGUACUGCUGUACUGGUUGACAUACGUUGGAGCGAUCUUCAAUGGUAUCACAUGCGUCAUGAUUGGAUUUGUCGCUUUGUUCACCUUGCCAAAAGUAUAUGAAAACAACAAACAGUCGAUUGACACCCACAUAGAGAUAGUGCGAAGCAAAAUCCAAGAAAUUACAGAAAAAGUAAAAGCUGCUGUACCGUUGGGCAAGAAGACGGAAACCGAGAAAACCAAGUAAAGACGUACGUUCAAACGUGGUUCAAAGGCACAAGCGAGCCCUCGGUUGAAGAAGGAGAAAACCUUGCUAAACAGGAUAUUAUUAGCAUUCGACUAUUUGCUGUUGUUUGUCAUUUGCUUUCGAAGUUUUACGCAAAACCAUUUCGUUUCGAAUCUGCUUUUGUAAUGCCAUCAUCCAGGAAGAAGUGUUAUGUGAAGAAAUGGAAAUCAAAAUUUUUAAAUGUCCGUAGGCUUCUUGAUAGUGAACCCCAUUUAUAACACUUCUUAAAUUAAACGAUCGAACAAAAGAUAAAAAAGGAGGUCCAUAAUGUGUGUAGCACGUGCGAUUGGGAGUCGUCAUUGAGAUUGUGUGGCUUGCCACGUACCCGAAAACAAAAAAAAAAAGAAACUAGUGUUAUUUCUCUUAAGAAAAUAUAACAUACCUUGAAGUUGCGUGUGAUUGUACUGAAAUUGAGCGUUGCGAAUGCUUUAUUGGCACAGCCAAAUUGUAACGUUUUGUUUUCGAGCCCACCUCUCUGAAUUUCGUUCGGCUUUGCCUUUUUGUGGUAUUCCUCACGUUGGUUUUUGGUUUUCUGUGGUACGCUUUAAAACUAUUUCCAUCUUUCGUGCGCGUGUAACGACGGAAGUAUUUGAUGCGUGUGGAAUGGAGACAAGAAACAAGGAAAAGAAAAAAAACCUAAAGCUAUAGGCCAAUACAAACACUCCAUGUAGAAUUUACAGCACAUGCUUAAAUUACACUAUAGAAACAUUUGAAUGAAAUGAAUAUUGCAAAAGAAAUCUCUCGAGUAUGGAAUAAAAUAAUCACAACCAACAUUAAGCUGCAUGUUUCGCCAUAGCUAGAAAAUAAAA